Molecule: messenger RNA, 5264 nt
Organism: Hyla sarda
Lineage: Eukaryota; Metazoa; Chordata; Amphibia; Anura; Hylidae
Product: beta-1,3-galactosyltransferase 2
Exons: 2
Coding region: 786-2051 (421 amino acids)
Cellular component (GO): membrane
Molecular function (GO): N-acetyl-beta-D-glucosaminide beta-(1,3)-galactosyltransferase activity
Source: RefSeq, a predicted model, not a curated record
AUGCAAAAAGAAAAAAAAAAAGCAGGGGGUCACGUGAUGUGGAUCCAGGCUGUGACGUUGAAUUCUGCUCUGUCAGAAGACAGCAUCUGUCAAAGCCCACAUAUAAAGCACUGCCUGCGAGAGAGAAGCAGCAGCAGCAGCAGCAGGCUGGGAAGAAGCUGCUGCCGCCUCGCCUCCCUCCCCCUGCCUGCUCCGUAGUCCUCUGCACAGGCUGCCUAGCAACAAGACAAGGAGGUAAAUCCUCUACUAUUUAAUUCGGACGGACUACUAUGUUCUUUUCGGACGUCUUCUUCAGAUGGGUCGGCACUGGCAUGGAUACAGACGGCUGAACGCUGCAUUAGAGGGACAAUAACAGGGGACGGAUGUGUGAAUUCUUCCAAUGCGGAGGGGACCAUCUGUGAGCAGAGACUACGACCAAGACUUGACAUGCGGGGGGGGAAGAGGAGGAGGAUGUUUUCCCCAUUUCUCCUGAUGGAGGGAUAUAUAGGAUGUCCGUGACUGGACCGGGAGGCUUACAGACGGUCAGUGGGCAGAAGGGAGAAUUUUCGACACCAGUGCGCAUGUUCCAGGUCUUCACCCUCCUCUUCCAAAUGGUUACGUGCCAAAACUAUUCAGAAUUUUAUUGGUAAAAAUAAAUUAAAAAUAGGUUCUCCUCUAGGAAAUGGUUAAACAAAUGCUGAAGAAUGCAGGCCGCCAGCUUGUAGAUACUGCCACGCUGGUAGGGGUGGACUAACAGAGCGGGCAUUGGAGCAGAUGCAGUAUACCUGCAUCCGGAGGUCGACAGCAUGCUUCAGUGGAGGAGACGUCACUGCUGCCUGGCCAAGAUGACCUGGAACAACAAGCGCUCCCUAUUUCGGACCCACCUCACCGGCCUCCUGUCACUCGUCUUUCUGUUUGCCAUGUUCCUGUUUUUCAGUCACCACAACUCCUUCGCUGGCAGAGUCGGAAUGAAGGACAAUCCAGUGACUCACGCCAUCCGUGGAUUUAAAGCGAUGAAAAGCGAGACCAACAGCUCUCUAAGGAAUAUUUGGAAGGAUACCUUGCCUCAGACCCUCCGACCACACACCUCAUCUAACCUGAGCAAUGCCGAAUCGCAACACCAAGGUGUCACGGGCUUGGAGAACACCUUGAGCACCAAUGGAAGUAUUUACAGUGAAAAGGGCUUGGGGCGCCAAAACUUAUACCAUUACAAAUAUAUCAUAAAUGAGCCGGAGAAAUGCAAAGAGAAAACGCCUUUCCUCAUACUGCUUAUAGCGGCAGAGCCCCGGCAGAUAGAGGCUCGACAGGCUAUAAGACAGACCUGGGGAAACGAGAGCCUGGCACCGGGCACCCAUAUUGUCAGACUCUUUCUGUUGGGUUUACACACAAAGAUUAAUGGGUUAAUAGAACAAGCUAUUGUGGAUGAAAGCCGGCAGUAUCACGAUAUCAUCCAACAAGAAUACCUAGAUACCUAUUAUAACCUAACUAUUAAGACCCUUAUGGGCAUGAAUUGGGUGGCAACGUACUGCCCGCAUGUCCCGUAUGUUAUGAAGACUGACAGUGAUAUGUUUGUCAACACCGAAUACUUGAUACACAAACUACUGAAGCCUGACCAACCACCGAGAACCAACUACUUUACAGGGUAUUUAAUGAGAGGCUAUGCACCCAACCGGAACAAAGACAGCAAGUGGUACAUGUCACCGGACCUGUACCCGAGUGAGCGCUACCCAGUCUUCUGUUCUGGGACUGGUUAUGUAUUUUCUGGGGAACUAGCAGAGAAAAUCUUUAAAGUGUCUUUAAGUAUUAGACGGUUACACUUAGAGGAUGUUUAUGUUGGCAUCUGCCUUGCUAAGUUGCGUAUUGACCCUAUACCCCCGCCCAAUGAGUUUGUAUUCAAUCACUGGAGAGUUUCCUAUUCUAGCUGUAAAUAUAGUCACCUUAUUACCUCCCAUCAGUUCCAGCCCGGGGAACUGAUAAAGUACUGGAACCACUUACAACAAAAUAAGCACAAUGCCUGUGCCAAUGCAGCCAAGGAAAAAGCCAGUAGGUAUCGGCAUCGUAAAAUGCACUAAUAAAAAGGACUAUUCUGUGUGUGCAGAUAGGAAAGCAUGUCAAGUGGCAAACUUAUCUGAGCUGUAAAUGGGAUUGAGAAAUUAUUUUUUUAUUUAAAAAAGCAUAUAAAACUAUAUGGGGGGAUAUAAAACAAAAACAGGUGGAAAAAAAAAGAAACCUUGCAUUAAUAAAAACGUUGUGUGUUUAAUCUGUGCAAUAAGGUGCAUGCACACUUUAGUGGUACAGCUGCUACUUUAUGUGCCAAUAAAAUCCAUCUGGACAAAAAAACUCCCAAAACAAAGAACUUUAUCUGCACAUUAGGGUGCGUUCACAUGUUGCGUUAUGAUGCAAUUUUUGAAGCCAAAACUAGGAAUGCAAUCAAAAUAAGAGAAAGAAAUAUCAAUCUAAAAUAUACAAAAACACCAUUGAUUCUCCCAGUGCGAUCCACACCUGGCUUCAAAAACUGCAACAAAACAGCAAGUGUGAGCCCAAAAAUUGUUCAAUAGUUAUUGUUUCAAGCCAAAGCCAAUAAUGGCUUUAAAAGAAAUGGGGAAUCAUGAACAUUGUUAGUUCCUUUUAUUUGGAUCCACGUCUGGCUUUAGCCCAAAAAUCUGCAUCAAAAGCCAUUAGUGUAUGUUUCCCCCCCAAAAAUGCCUAUUUUGGUGCAGUAUUUUUAUGCAACUUUUACAAGCAAAGCGUUAAUAGGAAGGGGUAGGGGAUUAGUACAGGAAAUAAUCUAUUCUUUUAAUCCACUUCAAAUUUUGGCUUUAAAAACUGCAUCAAAGAGGUUAUGGGGAAAAAAUUCUGCAGAUUGUUUAUUCCUGUUUUUGAGUGGAUUUAAAAAGGAAUAAAGACAUGUAAAAAGGGAAGAUUUAUACUUUUCCUUCCUCCUUUACACUUUUUUUUUAUUAGCACAAAAAAAAAAAAAAAACUACAGUGGAUAUUUCUCAAGAACAAAAGCUAUGUGUGAAUUCUGCCUUUGGGUGUUUCCAUAGAUGCGGUUUGAUUCAGUUUUCAAAGCCAGAGAGAGUACCUUCAAAAGAAAAAUAAUCUCUCCUUCCUUUAUGAUCCACUCUGGAAAUGGACUUCAAAAACACCCUUAGUCCAUGUUCACAAGGCAGAAUUUUUGCGGAAUGUCUGUGCAAAACAAUUUCCAGCAGGCACAAACACCACUCGGAAAUGCAUUUUUCAACCAGAUUCCCCAAAAAAAGAAUUGACAUCUUAAUAGUUUUCCCCACAUAAAUUCCACCGUGUGCACCGUGAAUGACAUUGAAAGCAAUUUCUGAGCAGAAUUUUCCGACAGAUUUUGUUAGGAAAUUCGAUCGUGUGAAUAUAGCCUUAGGGUCUAUUCACACGGCAGAAUUUCCGCAUGCAGAUUCCACCUCAGUUUAAAGCCCAACAGACUUCUAUGGGAUUCCGCACUGCCAUUCACACUUCUGAAUUUCCGCAUGCGGAUUCCACACCAAUUCUGCACAAGCCAGAAACCACCCAAAUGAAUGCAGAAGCGGAAUUGGUGUGGAUUUGCAGGAAUUCUGCCGUGUGAAUAGACCCUUAGGGUGCGUUCACAUGCUAUUACUAACAGCGGGUUGGCCGCUGCAAGUUACGCUACCAUUGAUUUAAAUGGGUCCACAGACAGUCCGCAGUAGUGUCAGAUUUGCGGACUGUCCACUGACCCAUUCAAAUGAAUGGUAGCGUAACUCACAGCGGGUUUCCUGCAGCGGGAAACCCAUUGCUAGUUACUAGCGUGUGCACGCACCCUUAUAACGGUACGUUUACAUGGGCGGACGGGAGUUUCCCGCAGCGGACUCCAAUGAAGUCAAUAAAAUCUGCUGCAGAUUUUUCUGCUAAACUUGCAGCAGGAAACUCGCAUAAGAUCCCAGUCGUGUAAACGUACCCCUAGGGCUCGUUCACAUGAGCGGAUUUACCAGCAAACUCGCAGUUUGAAUGGACGGACACUCCACGGCAGAUUUUUUGGCAGCGGCAUUUACACUGCAAAAAAAUAUGUGCAGACCCCAUUAAAGACAAUGCGGUCUGCAGUGGAUUUUUGCCAACGGAAAUUAUGCUGCCCACAUUAAAAAUCUCACCAUUAAAUACUCUGCAAAUUAGCUGGCAAAUCUGCCCGUGUGAAUGAGAACUUAAUGCAGUAAUUUCAGCAACUGUUCCAUUCUUUCGACUUAUGCAAGAAAACAGUAAUGUGUGUGAAUCUGCACUUGGUUUGGUUUCUGCAGGUGCUUUCUUUUGUGGGUAGGUUCACACCACGUUUCUGUAUCCGUUUCACUACUUAUGUUACAGUCCACUUAAUUUAGCUUUUUAAAUAUGCGUUUGAGUAUUCAAGGGAAAAAAUUGUGUUACUAUUAAUUUAUUUGAUAUAUAUUCAAUAAAUAGAUGGAUAUAUAGUUAUAUCAUCCAUCUCAAAAAAAAAAAAAAAAAAUUAUAUAUUAUAUAUACAUAUAUAUAUAUAUACAUAUAUACAGUCUGUGGAAAAUGGAUUAUGCAUUUUUUUAAAUCAACUGGUGCCAGAAAGUUAAAGUUUUGUAAAUUACUACUAUUUAAAAAUCUUAACCCUUCCAGUACUUCUCAGCUGCUGUAUUUUCCACAGGAAGUUCUUUUCUUUUUUGAAUUUCCUUUCUGUCUGACCCCAGUGCUCUCUGCUGACACCUCUGUCCAUUUUAGGAAAUUUGUGGAGCAGGAUAAGUUUCCUAUGGGGAUUUUCUCCUACUCUGGACAGUUCCUAAAACGGACAGAGGGGUCAGCAAAGAGCAAAUUGGUCAGACAGAAAGGACAUUCAAACAGAAAAGAACUCCCUGUGGAGCACACAGCAGCUGAUAAGUACUGGAAUGGUUAAGAUUUUUUUAAUAGAAGUCAUUUAAAAAUAUGUUUAACUUUCUGGUACCAGUUGAUUGAAAAAAAUAAAUAAAUAAAUAAAGGUUUUCCAGUGGAGUACCCCUUAAAGGUAUACGUUUCCCUAUUAAACAUUUACGUUAAAUGGACAGCAAUGACGCGGUGUGAACGCGGGCUUAUACGAAUACCCUCAGCAGUCUACAAGGAAGCAGGUAUGGUUUACACCUCCUAAACCAAAAAUCACUGCACGUGGCGCUGAUUUUCCCCAUGUCACAGGAUCCCGGCAGAGGUCAGAGGGCAUGUAACCAACCGUUCCGGUUAUUAUGACACAAUGUUGACAUCGUAAAAACUGCAAAAAAAAUCGUUUUCAAUAAAUAAAGUGUUACCAGAGA